UUGAACUUCUGCUUUGCUAUAGAGCUGGACUUCCUUGGACUCAGUCGGUUUGAGAACACAGAACGUCCAUCGACAUCAAAUUCCUACAAGUAUCACAAAGAGGACGAACACUGUGCUCGCAGUCAGUUUGCCUCAUUUACUUUCUUUCUUACCAUAGAUUCUAAUCAUUGA
Aspergillus ruber CBS 135680 is the source of this 171-nucleotide messenger RNA. RefSeq lists its product as uncharacterized. The annotation marks the transcript as partial. The record is from RefSeq and is a predicted model, not a curated record. NCBI's taxonomy places the organism in Eukaryota, Fungi, Ascomycota, Eurotiomycetes, Eurotiales, Aspergillaceae. The transcript has a single exon.